AGGAGAACGCUGAACACGGCAGCGUUCUGACAAAUUCAAACAACCUACAGUGUUAACUUUAUAUAACGUAGCUACCUUUCCUUGUGUACCACCAUGACAUAUAUAAGUGUUGCAUGAGCACAGCAGCGGAGUAUAUAUCAAUUAUCCAGAAGACCGCGCGCGUGUGUGCGAAUAAACCUAUGCUACAAAAAAGCUGCGAUACUUUAAAAGGUUUGCCGAGUACGGUAGUGCGCGUGUGAACACUUUCAGGACCACGGUCAGUACCUUUCACAAACACACACGGAGAGCAGCCACAGAGAUCGACACGCAGUCAUUAACCAUUUUCAUGCUAUAAUAGCUAAUUGGUUUCAAGCCUAGAUUGUUAUAAAACGUUUUCCUCGCACCAGCAAAAUUGGAUAUUGACAGUGUAGGUUUGUAUCGUUCGUCUUCUGUCAUUCAACUGCUGCUUGUAACAGGUAAUGUCCUGAUGAUGCUGGGGAAAUGGCACGAAAUGGACUAAUAAUGAGAUGCCGUGUCAAGAUUAGCCAUUUCUGUAAAAGGACACGAUUGAAUACAGGCUGCUUUUACAUCUAAAGGGACUUAAAAUUGUAAUCCAGUAAUAACCAGCCGUAUCGAUUUUGUUGCAUGAUAGCGUACCAAUUAUCAUUGGCUUAUGCAGAGUCCAGAACCUAACAUGAAUUCAUCCAUGUAUGAAUGUAUGUAUGCACACAGGUACCCAUGUAUGUAAGUAUGUUUAUAUGUAUGCAUUUUAGCAGCUGCAGCUGGGCAGUUUAGGGCAGAAACAAAUAAACUCCAACUCGUCGAAGGAAAUAGCAUGUUCAAUAAUACAGAAAUGCGCGCAGCAUAUUAGAUUGUGGCACUCCAACAUUGCCAUUAAGUUUCGUCCUCUUGUCACGGUAGAGCAGUGAUACAGAGCACUGCACCAGCUAUUUCGACACCCUCGCAUCCAGUUUCUCAGAUUCUGAAGAUGAAGAAGCAGAACGUGAGAACGCUCUCUCUGAUCCUUUGCAUGUUUUCAUACCUGCUCGUGGGGGCAGCUGUAUUCGAUGCCCUGGAAUCUGAAUCCGAGAGCGCGAGGAAAAGGAUCCUGGAGCAGAAACGCAACGAGAUGAAGAAGAGGUACCGAUUCACCGACGAAGAUUAUCGAGAGAUCGAGAGAGUGGUUUUGCAAACUGAACCCCAUCGAGCUGGGAGGCAAUGGAAAUUCGCCGGCUCGUUUUACUUUGCAAUCACAGUUAUCACGACUAUAGGUUAUGGCCAUGCUGCACCUGGCACUGACGCGGGGAAAGUGUUCUGCAUGUUCUAUGCAGUCCUGGGCAUCCCUCUAACCCUGGUCAUGUUCCAGAGUCUGGGUGAAAGAAUGAACACUUUUGUUCGGUACCUGCUGUGGAAAAUCAAAGAGUGCCUCGGCCUGAGAAAGAAAGAGGUGUCCAUGGAGAACAUGGUGGUGGUUGGCUUCCUGUCCUGCAUUAGCACCCUGUGCAUUGGAGCAGCCGCAUUCUCUCACUUCGAAGGGUGGACCUUCUUCCACGCCUAUUACUACUGCUUCAUCACCCUCACUACCAUCGGCUUCGGGGACUUUGUGGCCCUUCAGAAGAAAGAAGACCUCCAGGAAAAGACCCCCUACGUGGCCUUCAGCUUCAUGUACAUCCUGGUGGGGCUGACCGUCAUCGGGGCCUUCCUCAACUUGGUGGUUCUCCGUUUUCUGACCAUGAACUCCGAAGACGAGAGGAGGGAUGCAGAGGAGCGGGCGUCAGUGAAAAGAGAGCGGGGCAUGAUCACCCUCAGCAUGGGGGAAGACGGCAGGAGCCAAAGCACACUCUUCUUGCCCAUGGAAGAAGGGACGAGCCGCACCAACCUCAUCCCACUGGCCACGGACGACCAGGAAGACAUGCAGAGGCAGCGUCCUUGCAAAGCCGAGCCCCAGAUCGGCUCGCUGUGGUCCUGCAUGUGUUACCGGUCUCAGAACUGUGACAGCCCUGCCCCCUCACACCAAGAGCACAGCUCGGUGUACUUCAACUCCAUUUCGUACAAGGUCGAUGGCAUUUCUCUGAGUACGCGAGACAACACAGCCUUGUCCUCCCCGGGAAGCAGACUGUCCCCCAGCCGCUGCAGCGUAAGGGAGUACCUGAGAAGCAGAAGAAAGUCUGUAUAGAUCAGAACCACCUGAGCACAGCAUUUGUACACAUUUGACAAUAUUUUUUAUAAUGUAAGGCAUAACCUGAACACCUUGAAGAGAACAGUGUGAAUCAUGUAUAUAUUACUAUUGCUUAUCCUUAACUUCAUUGGUUUCUCCUAACUGUAUAUACCGUAUGCUUGUGCAUGACACUGGACUGGAGCAUGUUAUGACAGUAUGUAACAGGCAGCGCUGGUUCUCUUCAAACAACCAGCAGAAUUCACAAUUACAACAAACACAUCUGCAGCCUUGUGUUGAUUGUUCAAUCAGUUAUGUCAAGCCUGCUAUUUUUGUUUUUUUGUUUUGGAACUUCCUGUUCUUUCAAUUUGUCGUUUUGACUUGAAUACAACCUUUAUUGUUAAAAACAAAAAACAAACAAAAAAAACAGUUUGUAGAAUUGUAAAAUUACAAUAAAUUUUGAUAGGGAAUGUGAA
Acipenser ruthenus (sterlet) is the source of this 2610-nucleotide messenger RNA. Its product is annotated as potassium channel subfamily K member 15-like. The record is from RefSeq and is a predicted model, not a curated record. The transcript has 2 exons. NCBI's taxonomy places the organism in Eukaryota, Metazoa, Chordata, Actinopteri, Acipenseriformes, Acipenseridae. Gene Ontology annotation, molecular function: potassium ion leak channel activity. The coding region runs from base 968 to 2155 and encodes 395 amino acids. Gene Ontology annotation, cellular component: membrane. Gene Ontology annotation, biological process: potassium ion transmembrane transport; stabilization of membrane potential.